Messenger RNA from Penicillium cataractarum, 1050 nucleotides. RefSeq names its product ATP11 family protein. Gene Ontology annotation, biological process: mitochondrial proton-transporting ATP synthase complex assembly. Lineage: Eukaryota; Fungi; Ascomycota; Eurotiomycetes; Eurotiales; Aspergillaceae. Bases 1 to 1050 code for a protein of 349 amino acids. The record is from RefSeq and is a predicted model, not a curated record. Gene Ontology annotation, cellular component: mitochondrion. The transcript has 2 exons.
AUGGCAUCACGACGACUUCAGGGAUUCCAGUCCGUCCUUCGUGGCAAGUCCCAUCUCUUGCGGCCCCAGCAGCGUCGCUGGGCCCAAGUUCACGAUGUCCGCUUCCUGGCCUCCCAUCAUGACCCUAAGCAUGUCCUGGAUAAGUACAGGAGUAAGUUGGACGAGAAGGCUAAACAGGAGGGCCUCGACUCUAUCGACGCCUUGAAAGAGGCCUACGGCGACAAAAUCAAGGACCUUCGCCGCAAAGCAGCCACUGCGGCCACCCCAGAACCAGAUGCGCCCACGCCAAAAGCCAAGUCCCAGUCUUUCCACGAUACCCCUCCAGCCUUCCACCCUCCCCCACCUCCUCAGACCCCAUCGGCCACCGAGCAAGCCGCCCGAGAAGUCUCCGGCAGUGGAAGCCCGAUCAAACCGCUCAGCACCUACCUCGAUGUCGAGAAGAUCCGCGACUUGCCUGCAAAGGAGAUCGAAGCCCUCUGGCGCCUUCGAUUCGCAAACAGCUCGACCUCCAUCUGUGCCGCGAUUCCUCUCGAAACCUACCUGCGCAUCGCCGAGGCCGCCCGUCACAACCCCCAAUUUAUCCUCCCUCUGCCUCGCCAGGCAGCCGAGGAGGAUAUGGAGACGCCGGAUGGAACACCGGCACAGACUGCUGCAGAGAUCCAUUUCCUCCAGUGGGCAUUCCACCCGGCCGCGGACGAUUUCGUCCCGACCUCCAAAGAGUCGGUCAACAACCACACUUCGACUGUGAUUUUCACCAAUCUCGGCGCAUUCAAGAUGCACGGUUCUUUCGCGCAACCGCACACUACUGUCACGCACCAUUUGGAUCUGGCUGAUGACAAGGGUCUGGUUCUCAUGCAUGGCCAGGUCAUGCCUGACCGGGGUGUUUCUACCGCCGAGGCCACCUGGUUGGUGAGUUCCGUGCAGCGCUUCUACGAUUUUGGGGGCCAGGCGAGUGGUCGCAAGGGCGAGUUGGUGCGGAUGUUUACGAGGGGCGAUGCGGAGAACUUUAAGGUGGAGGAGUUGAUGGAAGAGACGGAGAGAGUCCACUAG